Messenger RNA from Synchiropus splendidus (mandarinfish), 3487 nucleotides. RefSeq names its product eukaryotic translation initiation factor 2-alpha kinase 2 (gene eif2ak2). The coding region runs from base 213 to 2255 and encodes 680 amino acids. Gene Ontology annotation, molecular function: protein kinase activity; double-stranded RNA binding; ATP binding. The transcript is spliced from 21 exons. The record is from RefSeq and is a predicted model, not a curated record. Lineage: Eukaryota; Metazoa; Chordata; Actinopteri; Syngnathiformes; Callionymidae. Gene Ontology annotation, biological process: protein phosphorylation.
GGGAAAAGAGGGAAAAGGGGAAAAAACCGCAGAGGACGCACAGAGUUCACCUGGAAGAGUCAGGGUCUCGACUUGCUUGUUUUGGCGUGACCGAUACAGCAGCGUCAAGUCAAAUAUCUGCUUGCCAAGUGCGACAGCACGGAAGUUGAGAGUCGGGAUUCAGCGGAAAACGAAAGUCAUCGCUGAAAACGAAACUAAAGCUUGGAGGCAGGAUGGACUCGAACAACUACGUCGCCCAACUGAACCUGUACAUGCAGAGUGAACGUGCCGUGGUCACCUAUGAGGACGUGGACGCGAAGGGACCAGAUCACAUCAAGACCUUUGUCAUGAGAGUGACUGUAAACGGAGUUCCAUGCCCUGAUGGUGUGGGAAAGAACAAGAAAGAAGCCAAACAAAACGCAGCUAAAAAUGCCCUGGAGAUGUUGCGGCAGGAGUCUGAGGAUUCGAGAACGAACGUGUCAGAGGCAUCAGUUACUUCUGUCGAUCACACCCCUACCAAGGACUACGUAUCCUUGCUCAAUGUGUAUGGACAGGACCGCAGGCUGUCUGUGAAUCCCAUUCAGUCAACACGCCCGGACCCAAAUGUCCCGGCGCCAUUUUGCUGCAGGUAUAAAGUCGGAGACACGGAGUACCUGGAAGCCAGAGGGAUGACUAAAAAGGAGGCAAAACAAGCGGCAGCCAAAAUAGCUUUCGACAUGCUCAGUUCGCCCAACAGAACAAUGUCCUGCGAGGCAGCAGGUCGAGCAAGUCCACAGUCUGUGGGAGAUGUGUCUGAGAUCCAGGGCCGUUUGAUGAAUCUGAGCAUAGCGUCUGAGGAUGAGAGCUUUGUCGGCACGAAUUACAUUGGAAAGCUCAAUGAGUACUGUCAGAGAAAGAGGCUUCACUUCAAGAUCACCGAGGAGCAGAGAGGAGGUCUGCCUCAUCAGCUUAGAUUUUGCUACAAAGUGGUAAUCGGUGACAAAGAGUACCUGCCAGGUGAAGGAGGGAACAUUAAAGAGGCCAAACAAAACGCAGCGCAACAAGCGUGGAAUGCCAUUAGUGAGCAGUCAGACUUAGACAGCAAGACAUCCUGGACGUCAUCUGAUGUUGGGUCACCGUGCGGCUCCUCCACCCCAGUGAGAUCAGGGGAUACAAGUGAGCCAGAACACCCUGCCAUGAUGUCAACUUCAGGCAGUUUUAUCGUGUUUAAAGAUUCGGCAUCUUCUCCACAGAUUAAAGCUCCUGACGUGAAGCCCAAAAGAAUACUGGCUGCAAACUUCAAAAACGCUGUUCCAAAAGAAGCGACAAAGGAGAGGCCUGACUUGAGAGGAAAAGCCUCCAACGACAACAAGCAAGUCAUCUCAAGCUUUAUGUCUGACUUUGACUCAAUUGAACGCAUCGGCAAAGGGGCAUUUGGCCGUGUGUACAGAGCCAGAGAGAAGCUGGUGGACAGGAAAUUUGCCAUAAAGAUUGUGAAGUUCAAAGAUAAAAAAACUUUAAUUGAGGUAAAGGCACUUAUAGAUCUCAGCCACAAAAACAUUGUGAGAUACUACAAUUGCUGGAUUGAAGAUUCACUCUACCACUUGGACGCUCCAUCAUCCAGCUGCUCUUCCACGUCCACUGACACCACACCGAAGUACCUUUACAUCAAGAUGGAACUGUGUAGCGACAGGACUCUGCGCAAGUGGAUCGAAGAGAAAAAUGCUAAGAACGUGAAGAAGCCAUUCGAAGAUCCCAGCAGACGAGAAGAGAGUCUGUCCAUUGCUCAGCAAAUAAUCAGAGGUGUGGAAUAUUUCCACUCCAAACAGUUCAUUCACAGAGACCUGAAGCCAGCAAAUAUCAUGUUCGGGCAGGAAGACCGAGUUAAGAUCGGGGACUUUGGUCUGGUCACAGAGGAGAUCGAUGAUGACAGUGAAAAUGAGCGGGAGAGAGCCAUGUUCAAAGGAACACCAAUUUACAUGGCCCCUGAGCAGGUCAGCGCGUACGUCUGUGAACGGAAAGCGGAUAUUUUCUCCUUGGGUCUGAUUUAUUUUGAACUCUUCUGGAGCAUCUACACUGGACAAGAAAGAGAUAAAAUUUGGAAUGAUGUCAGAAGGCAGAAAUUUCCACCAGGAUUCUCUAAGUUUUUUCCUACUGAGAGCAAAAUCAUCAGUCUGAUGUUGUCUCAAACACCAGUGGACCGCCCUGAUGCCAGUGAGGUAAAGAAGCGGCUGAAGGAACUGCACAGCGAGCUUUACCCAGAAGAAACUGUGGCAAAAGAAAGAAAAACUUGUUAACCUUUGAGCCAACAACUGAACAUCAUGUGUCCUAAGAAUGGUUGAGUGAGAUUUCCAUUUUCCAUUUUUAACUCUGAUUCCGUUCAGCUAGGUUUUUAAAAGAUUUUAAUGUAUUUUAUCCAGUAGGUUAUCAAUGUCUAAUGGGUUUUAUCAAGUGUAUUUUUUUAAAAUAAUUUUAAAAUUAUGCUGUCAACGAUCACUAUGUAAAUAUCUUUGACCAAAAGUUUCGAAGCCACUGCUAAAUAUUGAUUAUUUCGGUAACCAGUGUCACAAUGCAGCACCAAUCUAAAACCCAUCGUUCUAAAGGGGUGAACAACAACGUUUCACCUUUAUACAGAUGGUGUUCUGGUUUUAUGUCAAGUCUUUUGUGUUCACUUUUCAAGAUCAGGUCAUGUCAGCACAGUGGUAUAGUGGUUAAACAUGGUCUGCGGUUGUGAGGCCGGUUGGAUGCACUGCCAUAAUCUCUGAAAGCCCUUUGGAGACGGCUUAUGGUGGAGAAAGGAACAUUCAAUGCAGGAGCAACAAACCUGGGUGACAUUCGUGCUGUCAGCAUGCUAAAAUUGCAUACUCCCUCAAUGCUUGGGACAUUUUGCUAUGAGACAAAACUGCACAUUUCAAUGUAGCCUUUUAUUGUGGACAGUCUGAGCCUCUGUGAGGUGGGAUGGAUCAUCUCAGCAAAGCACAAGUGCUCACUGUCAAACAUUUAGACAGAUUUGUGAACAAUGUUUGAGAGAAAAUUGUGUAUCUGGAAUGAAUUUUAGAUCUUUAAGUCCAUUUUUUAAUGGGAUCAAAAAACAAAAGUAUUUUAGACUCGACUGGAAGGAGCCACCUUUACUUCACUCUGGCCUUCUUAGUGAGCUUCGUGAUGGAGUUACUGUACCUGUUGGAAAACCUGAUCAGGUGACUCCAUCAUGAAGCUCAUCGCCAGAAUGCCAAGAAUGAGCAAAGCAGUCAUCAAAGCAAAGGGUGGCUGUAUUGAAGAAUCUAAAAUAUAAAACAUGUUUUGAGUCGUAACUCACUUCUUCGUUUACUAAACAAUUCCAUAUGUAUUCAUUCACAGCUUUGAUGCCUUCAGUGAUCAUCUAUAUACUCUAUGAGGGUAUUUGUGUUUUACUGCUGCCUUUUUCUUUUUCUUUUUUUAAAUCAGCUGUGUCAUAUCAGACGAUUCGGGGUAACAGUGUCAUACAAUUCCGUUCAAACCGAAUUUACCCUGUUCAGUGCUACAAUAAAGU